Molecule: messenger RNA, 3535 nt
Organism: Mya arenaria
Lineage: Eukaryota; Metazoa; Mollusca; Bivalvia; Myida; Myidae
Exons: 11
Coding region: 312-2591 (759 amino acids)
Source: RefSeq, a predicted model, not a curated record
UUUUGCUUUCAUCUUUUGCAUAAGUACUGCUGAUUCGUGUAUGGUUUUUCAUUACAUAGAUAAAUUAUUGCUGAUAUUAAAGAAUUGUCUUUUCGAGCUUUUGAAAGCAGAUUGGAAAUACUGGUGUUCGAGAGUAGUGGUACCCGGGAAUAAAUAAACCAGUCCGUGCGGAAGUUCUCGUUAUCUCGUAGUGUUGGGCGAGAGUUGAGGGAAUUUGUUAUCGUCUGCAGCUAGUUUCUCCAUGCUGGAUUAGUGUCUUCAUUUUUUCGUCAUUUCGAUUUCUUUGUACGGAUUUCUCAGGGUGUGCCAAAAUGGUUUAUUCUUACCAUCCUCACACCGGUAGAUUUGAGCAGAGCACGAGAUCGACUGUGCGCGCGUCUACAGUUGGGCCCUACGUAGGCAGUUACUUGAGCAGACGAUCAUAUGACGAUGACGUUCUCUACAGGCCCAGCAGAAUGCCACUGUACCAUCGCCCGUACGACACAACCGGGAAUGAGUAUGCCACCCACGGCCAAAUCAACCGAGAGUUGAUCAUGUCAACAUCCGCCAUGGAGGACAACUACGACAUCACGAACAGGUCACGUGCACGCGACAGGGAGGUCCUCACUGCCGCCAACCGCGCAAUCACCACGGAUGGUUACUCGAACUCGAGUGAGCAGGCACCAUCCAGCAUGGGAAGACAGCGACGAUCAACAGUCCGCUCAUUUCGCUCUGCUCCAAGGUCGCAGAGCGUCCCCGUAAAACGACCAACAUAUUCCGCAGACACAACAACAAAUAUCAUAUCUUCAUCUGGCCUGAAGGCAUCAGCGCCUCCAACGCCAUCACAAUAUGUCAACUAUUCAAAGCAUUUAGACCUAAACAAAUCCCUCCAAAACAGCCAGUACGAACCAAUGUAUUCAAACCGAGUACGGACCUCAUAUUCCCCAUUACGUACUUUGUCUCCUUACCGGUCAGAGUCGCCUUACCGGUCAGAGUCGCCAUACCGGUCAGAUUCACCAUUCAGAUCAGACUCCCGAUAUAGAUCAGUUUCCCCAUAUAGGUCACAGUCCCCGUUACAAAUUGAACCAAAGUCCACAGUUAUUAAACGGCGAAAACCUCCAAGGGUAUUGGCGUCAAAGAGACGAGUAGGCAAUUACUACAGCAGGCUUUUGACCCGAAGGGGCUCAGGUGGAAGGCCCGGGAAAUAUUGGCCUUACAUUGACGUUGAAGAUAUAGAAUCUGAAAAUGUGGCCGAUUUGUUUGAAAACAAUGGUGACUUAGGUGAAUCUAACGAUUAUUUAUGUGAGACUUCACAUAGUCCCAGCUACAAUUACGUCUUUGAUACAGGGGAUGGGAGUAGAUCGUACACUGUAGAACCACUGUCCCUUGCAUAUGACAAUGAAGACACUGACAUUCCUGACGAGUACGUCCCUUUCAAACCUAGAUACAGAGAACCUAGUCCUGACAGAGACUAUUCACAGAUGUCCGUUCUACCGUACAUCCCAAAGCGUGACCCCACAAAGAACUCGUUGCAAGACGAUUUAAAUUUCAAUGCCCUUGUCGCACAGUCGGCCUCCAGAGCUAGAAAAGCUCUCGAAAAUAUUAACUGGGCUAACUAUGAUAGUGCCGGACUUGUACUGAGUGUAGAAGGAGAGUAUAUACCACCAGAACAAAACACAGCUCUUGGCUUUAGAUAUGUCAGUCGCCCAAUUAUGCUGAAAGUCCCUGCAGCUCAAAGAGUUAGUUACAAGGAUUCUGACAAUGCGUUCACAAAGUACAUGACAGACCUUCGUAAAUUCAGGGAUGAGAUCAGACAAAGACUUGAGGAAGGUUACAGUACUUUAAACAAACAUUCAGCAACCCACUAUGAAACACCAGCAAUCGACUACUCUUCCACACCAUCAUACACUUCAUCAUAUUCCCGACCAACACGCUCGUAUCGCCGGUAUGUUACAAGUGGCGAUGACGAGAGUAAAUUUGGCCACAGUCUAGAGUUGUACCCAGUCACAAGUAGGUCAUCGUCAAAAAGUAGGGCAUUGUUAGAUUCGGAAGAUCAUGUACCGCAUAUGGCAAGUGUACUGAAAAGUUAUGACGUGAAACACGACAGGGAUACGAAAAGUGGCACUCUAGCAAGGAUUGAGGUCAAGGCGGCACUUCUGGGUAGCAAAGUGGAGGCUCUCAUGCCCGAGAGAAAACGCCGCCCGAAAUCUAGCUACGCCCAGGCUAGAGUCAGGAAUUUAGAGAGGGAAAGGAGGGUCAGCGGAGAACCUGAGGCACCGGUAUUCGUCGGGGAGACUACCAGUCUGAAAGCUCACACACCUGUUCGCAACAACUCCGCUCUGACAAAAGCACAUUGGGAUGUUGAUGGAAUCAAACGGCCAAAUAUAAUGUCAAUGGAGAAAAGGCUGGACACACUCGUGUCUCCAGAUGACCUGAUCAUAGUCCCGCGAACGUUUGGCGGCUUAAAAAAUCAAUUGCGAGACAUCCACGAUAAACUUGACCGUCACAAACAGCUCAUGGAUAGAUACCUUGUAACAGACUCAGGGCUGACUUCUGAUGACAUGCAGGCGUUGGCAGCAUCCAAGGCAUAUUUGGGGGCGAGAGCUGUUUAGCUACAGACUCUACUAAGCUGCGUAACGAAGUCAAAAAGCAAUCGGAACGAGGGAAAGACAAGAGACGCUAGUUUAAUAAAAAGACACCUAUCUGCAUAGUGAUACAUUUGGACAAUGCGUCACCGGCUACGUCAUAAAUGUUGCGCAUGCGUGAAAAACGCCUACUUCUGCAGUUACCGCCAGUUUUCUUACUUAAGAUCUAUAGACUAUGUAUAACAAGUAUAGACUCAGCAAUCAUUUUUAUUUCGGUUUCUAUAUAUAAUUUGUUACAUCUACUAUCUCAGAUCCCAUAUGUAUUAUUCUUCAUACUAUUUACUUAUUGUUGAUUGUAUACAUAAACAAUGUAGUAUAAUACUGGUUUGAAAUCUAUGUAAAUAAAUGUGUUGAUAUAUCUUAUCUUAUAUAACUGGUAUUUCCUGAGUCUGUGUUAUGAAACCUGUAAUUUAUUUUCCCAAAAAUGUAUUUUAAUUUCAUUUGCUUUUCUUUGUUGAUACUUGUGAUAGAAAGUUCGUUAUGUCAGUUGAAUAUAUGUUAAGUUUGCAUAAAGUUUAGGUGAAAUGAAGCUUUGAACUUGAUUUACACUGAAUGUACAUAGGGAAAUAAUUUAUUUUAAUGUUUAUAUUUCGAACUAAAAUAUCUUACUAAAACAGCCCGUACGAAUAUUCUUAGAAAAUGCUAUAUUUUCAUCUAACUCGGACAUAAUUUAAUUUCAAAAAUGAUUGAACAGAUAAUAAAUCAAUACUUUAAUUAAACAUGUAUUUAGUGUGGUCUCCAUUUGUAUCACGUCAAAACCAUCCAUGUACUGUUCAAGAUAGAAGUCCUUUUUGUAGAUUAUUCAGACGUAUUGGGUUCUAUAAAUCAGACAGCUUCAUCCUGCGGUUUGUUGCUAAAACGUGGUUUCGUGUUUUUGUGUAAAUCAAUAAAUUUCGAAAUCACACCAUAAA